Synchiropus splendidus (mandarinfish) is the source of this 704-nucleotide messenger RNA. It is a transcript of the gene foxl1, whose product is annotated as forkhead box L1. The record is from RefSeq and is a predicted model, not a curated record. Gene Ontology annotation, molecular function: RNA polymerase II cis-regulatory region sequence-specific DNA binding; DNA-binding transcription factor activity, RNA polymerase II-specific. Gene Ontology annotation, biological process: anatomical structure morphogenesis; regulation of transcription by RNA polymerase II; cell differentiation. Bases 29 to 694 code for a protein of 221 amino acids. The transcript has a single exon. NCBI's taxonomy places the organism in Eukaryota, Metazoa, Chordata, Actinopteri, Syngnathiformes, Callionymidae.
GAGCCAGUCGCAGCUCAGCACCGCGGACAUGACGCUCCAUCCCGGCCGCCUGGCCGCGCUCGGCCUCCCGGCGCCGGCGCUCGGCCUCCUGUGCGUGUGCGGCGGCGCGGACGCCGCCCUCAGGCUGCUGCCCGCGCGCCGGGACCCCCCGCAGAAGCCGCCCUACAGCUACAUCGCUCUGAUCGCCAUGGCCAUCAAGAGCGCGCCCGAGCAGCGCGCCACGCUCAGCGGCAUCUACCAGUUCAUCAUGGAGCGCUUCCCCUUCUACCGGGACAACCGGCAGGGCUGGCAGAACUCCAUCCGCCACAACCUCAGCCUCAACGACUGCUUCGUCAAGGUGCCGCGGGAGAAGGGGCGGCCCGGGAAGGGCAGCUACUGGACCCUGGACACCGGCUGCCUGGACAUGUUCGAGAACGGCAACUUCCGCCGGAGGAAGAGGAAGCUGAAGGCUCGGCUGGAGCGGGUCAGGGCGCCGGAGCCGCGAGAGGAGGAGCCGCGCAAGGGACCGGGCGCCGCGGUCCGGUCCAAGAGCUUCAGCAUCGAGAGCAUCCUGGGCAGAGCGGACGAGCGCGCGAGCCGCGCUCCGGGCCCCCCCGCCAGCUCACGCGGGUCUCCGACUCGUCCUUCACGCAUGCGCACGGCCGAGAGCGGAAGCGGGGACGGCAACUGUCAUUCGGUUUGGUCCAACUUGUAAAUAAUAAAGU